AUGAGUAAACAGGCUUCUCCUCCACCAGCACAAUUCAACCCAAUCCCAAAGAUAAUAAAUGGUGGCAUCGCUGGCAUAAUUGGUGUAUCAGUGGUGUUCCCGUUGGACUUAGUAAAAACUCGGCUUCAGAAUCAAACUAUUGGACCAAAUGGAGAGAGACAGUAUAAGAACAUGUUGGAUUGCUUCCGAAAAACAUAUGCAGCAGAAGGUUACUUCGGUAUGUACAGAGGCUCUGCUGUCAACAUCAUCCUUAUCACUCCGGAGAAAGCCAUCAAACUUGCCGCCAACGAUAUGUUUCGUUUUUAUCUGACAUUACCUGAUGGGUCGUUGCCGGUCUUCCGGCAAAUGAUAGCCGGCGGCAGCGCGGGCGCUUGCCAAAUUGUGAUAACAACUCCCAUGGAGCUGUUGAAGAUUCAGAUGCAAGACGCCGGCAGAGUUGCUGCGCAGGCAAAGGCUGAGGGACGCAAAAUCGAGCGAGUGACGGCGAUGCAACUGACGAGAAAGCUGAUCAAGGAGCGGGGCAUCUUCGGUCUGUACAAGGGCAUAACUGCGACUGCGGCGAGGGACAUCUCAUUUAGUAUCGUCUACUUCCCCUUGUUCGCGACCUUGAAUGAUCUAGGACCUAAGGAGCCCGGGGCUCUUUCACCGCCCUUCUGGUGGUCAUUCGGAUCAGGGUGUGCCGCAGGGUCAACGGCGGCUCUUGCCGUCAAUCCCUUCGACGUAGUCAAGACCCGGAUGCAGACACUCACUAAGGGUAGCGGAGAACGACAGUACACCUCAAUCUUGGACUGUAUCACAAAAACGAUGAAAUACGAAGGUCCAACGGCCUUCUUCAAAGGCGGUGCCUGUCGUAUGAUAGUCAUAGCGCCGUUGUUCGGUAUCGCGCAAACGAUCUACUAUCUGGGUCUGGCUGAAAACUAUCUGGGCAUCAAGUAA
Messenger RNA from Leptosia nina, 936 nucleotides. NCBI's taxonomy places the organism in Eukaryota, Metazoa, Arthropoda, Insecta, Lepidoptera, Pieridae. The record is from the annotation of a GenBank genome assembly.